Molecule: messenger RNA, 4541 nt
Organism: Cinclus cinclus
Lineage: Eukaryota; Metazoa; Chordata; Aves; Passeriformes; Cinclidae
Gene: ROBO2
Product: roundabout guidance receptor 2
Exons: 24
Coding region: 284-4333 (1349 amino acids)
Molecular function (GO): protein binding
Source: RefSeq, a predicted model, not a curated record
UGCACAGUGAUCUAGAAGUGACUGUAAAUAGGAAGAUUAUCAGAAAAAAAAAUCGUUUGUGUAUGUCUAAGAGAUCCUGCUCUAAGUCUGCAUCUGGUAUGGGUUUGAUAACACUACAGAGGGUUAUCUCUGUUAGUCCAUCUCAGGUUUUUAGGUAGGGGAGUGUCUGAUUAUAUAGUCUGUGAUAUCAGACAAAGAUGUUGUAUAAGGGAUUUUUUUUUUUUUGGUCUUUUUAAAAAAGUUUUUGUAACAUUAAGGGAGUAACUUGUGAGAACUCUUCGUGAUGCCUAAAACACAAAUAAAUAGCUCUCUCUUCCCUCUGUCCUUUCCUUUAGGAUCCCGUCUCCGCCAGGAGGACUUUCCACCGCGGAUUGUUGAGCAUCCUUCAGAUGUGAUAGUGUCUAAAGGAGAGCCAACUACUCUGAACUGCAAAGCAGAGGGAAGGCCGACCCCCACCAUCGAGUGGUACAAGGAUGGUGAGCGGGUGGAGACGGACAAGGAUGACCCGCGCUCCCACCGGAUGCUGCUGCCCAGCGGAUCUUUAUUUUUCUUACGCAUCGUGCACGGGCGCAGGAGUAAACCUGACGAGGGAAGCUACGUUUGCGUAGCAAGGAACUACCUUGGAGAAGCUGUGAGUCGCAAUGCAUCUCUGGAAGUGGCAUUGCUAAGGGAUGACUUCCGCCAAAACCCUACAGAUGUGGUGGUGGCAGCUGGAGAGCCUGCAAUCCUGGAGUGCCAGCCCCCUCGAGGGCACCCCGAGCCCACCAUCUACUGGAAGAAAGACAAAGUCCGUAUUGAUGACAGAGAGGAGAGGAUCAGUAUUCGUGGUGGGAAGCUGAUGAUCUCCAACACCAGAAAAAGUGAUGCAGGAAUGUACACCUGUGUGGGCACCAACAUGGUGGGGGAGCGUGACAGUGACCCUGCAGAGCUGACUGUCUUUGAGCGGCCCACGUUUCUCAGGAGACCGAUUAACCAAGUGGUGCUGGAGGAGGAGGCCGUGGAUUUCCGGUGCCAGGUGCAGGGGGAUCCCACACCCACAGUCCGGUGGAAGAAAGAUGAUGCAGACUUACCGAGAGGAAGGUAUGACAUCAAGGAUGACUACACACUGCGCAUUAAGAAAGCCAUGAGCACAGAUGAAGGGACCUACACCUGCAUCGCUGAGAAUCGAGUUGGGAAAGUGGAAGCCUCUGCUACACUCACUGUGAGAGCUCCCCCACAGUUUGUGGUGAGACCACGAGACCAGAUUGUAGCCCAGGGUCGAACUGUGACUUUUCCUUGUGAAACUAAAGGAAAUCCCCAGCCAGCUGUUUUCUGGCAAAAAGAAGGAAGUCAGAACCUACUCUUCCCAAACCAGCCUCUGCAGCCCAACAGCAGAUACUCCGUGUCACCAACCGGGGACCUCACCAUUACCAACAUCCAGAGGUCUGAUGCAGGCUACUACAUUUGUCAAGCACUGACGGUUGCUGGAAGCAUUUUAGCAAAGGCUCAGCUGGAGGUUACUGAUGUCUUGACAGAUCGGCCUCCGCCCAUCAUCCUCCAGGGCCCCGUCAACCAGACCCUGGCAGUGGAUGGCACAGCUCUGCUCAAGUGCAAGGCCACCGGCGACCCCCUCCCUGUCAUCAGCUGGCUCAAGGAAGGGUUCACCUUCCUGGGCCGGGACGCUCGCACAUCCAUACAGGACCAGGGCACGCUGCAGAUCAAAGCUCUGCGGCUGUCUGAUACUGGGACCUACACUUGCGUUGCUACAAGUUCCAGUGGGGAGACAUCCUGGAGUGCUGUGCUGGAGGUGACAGAAUCUGGUGGAGCAACAGUCAGUAAGAGUUAUGAUAUAAAUGACCUCCCUGGGCCACCAUCCAAACCUCAGGUUACUGAUGUUACUAAGAACAGUGUCACCCUGUCCUGGCAGCCAGGGACCCCUGGAAGCCUCCCAGCUAGUGCAUAUAUCAUUGAGGCUUUUAGUCAGUCUGUGAGCAACAGCUGGCAGACAGUGGCCAACCACGUGAAGAGCACCCUGUACACCGUGAGAGGCCUGCGCCCCAACACCAUCUACCUGUUCAUGGUCAGAGCCAUCAACUCACAGGGCCUGAGCGACCCCAGCCCCAUGUCUGACCCUGUCCGGACCCAAGAUAUCAGCCCCCCAGCACAAGGUGUGGAUCACAGGCAAGUCCAGAAGGAGCUGGGAGACGUCAUUGUACGGCUGCACAAUCCUGUUGUGCUGACACCCACGACAGUGCAAGUCACCUGGACGGUGGACCGCCAGUCCCAGUUCAUCCAGGGCUACCGCGUCCUGUAUCGCCAAACCUCUGGCCUGCCUGCCCCAGCUGUGUGGCAGAACCUGGAGGUCAAAGUCCCCACCGAGCGCAGCGCCGUCCUCGUCAGCCUGAAAAAGGGGGUCACUUAUGAAAUUAAGGUUCGCCCUUACUUCAAUGAAUUCCAAGGGAUGGACAGUGAAUCCAAGUCUGCUCGCACCACGGAGGAAGCUCCAAGUGCUCCUCCUCAGUCUGUCACUGUCCUGACAGUUGGAAAUCACAACAGCACAAGCAUCAGCAUCUCCUGGGAUCCUCCCCCUCCAGAUCACCAAAAUGGAGUCAUCCAGGAGUACAAGAUCUGGUGCCUAGGUAAUGAGACUCGAUUUCAUAUCAACAAAACAGUAGAUGCAGCCAUUCGGUCUGUAGUAAUAGGUGGCCUAUAUCCAGGUAUCCAGUACCGUGUGGAAGUUGCUGCAAGCACCAGUGCAGGUGUGGGAGUAAAAAGUGACCCACAGCCCAUAAUAAUUGGAGGUCGUAAUGAAGUUGUCAUCACUGAAAACAACAACAGCAUAACGGAGCAAAUCACUGAUGUGGUCAAGCAGCCUGCCUUUAUAGCUGGCAUUGGUGGUGCAUGUUGGGUCAUUCUCAUGGGUUUCAGCAUCUGGCUGUACUGGAGAAGAAAGAAGAGGAAGGGGCUCAGCAAUUAUGCUGUCACCUUCCAAAGAGGAGAUGGAGGACUAAUGAGCAAUGGAAGUCGACCAGGUCUGUUGAAUGCCAGUGACCCCAGUUACCCCUGGCUUGCAGACUCUUGGCCUGCCACAAGUCUGCCAGUAAAUAACAGCACUAGUGGACCCAAUGAUCUUGGGAAUUUUGGUCGUGGAGAUGUGCUGCCACCAGUGCCAGGGCAAGGAGAUAAAACUGCUACCAUGCUUUCCGAUGGAGCCAUUUACAGCAGCAUUGACUUCACCACCAAAACCAGUUACAACAGCUCCAGCCAAAUAACUCAGGCUACACCAUAUGCCACCACCCAGAUCCUGCAUUCCAACAGCAUCCACGAGCUGGCUGUCGAUUUGCCAGAUCCACAGUGGAAAAGCUCGAUUCAGCAAAAAAAUGACCUCAUGGGAUUUGGUUACUCUCUCCCAGACCAAGGCAAAGGCAACAAUGGUGGCAAAGGAGGGAAAAAGAAGAAAAACAAAAAUACUACCAAGCCCCAGAAAAACAAUGGUUCAACCUGGGCAAGUGUCCCCCUCCCACCCCCUCCUGUGCAGCCACUUCCAGGCACAGAGCUGGAGCACUAUGGGGUGGAUCAGCAAGAAGCAGGAUAUGACAGUGAUGGUUGGUGUCCACCUUUGCCAGUUCAGACCUACCUGCAUCAGGGCAUGGAGGAUGAGCUUGAAGAAGAUGAUGAUCGUGUCCCCACACCUCCUGUCCGGGGAGUAGCUUCAUCUCCUGCCAUCUCCUUUGGGCAGCAGUCGACUGCAACCCUCACGCCUUCCCCAAGAGAGGAGAUGCAGCCAAUGCUUCAAGCUCACCUUGAUGAGUUAACAAGGGCUUACCAGUUUGAUAUAGCAAAGCAGACAUGGCACAUCCAAAGCAAUACACAACCUCCUCAGGCUCCAGUUCCUCCUCUAGGAUAUGUAUCUGGAAACCUUAUUUCAGAUUUGGAAACAGAUGUUCCAGAUGACGAUGAUGAUGAGGAUGAUAUUGAAGAAGAAACUGUAGAAAUCAGUAGGCCACUAAGAGGUCUAGAGCAUACUCCAGGCUCCAGUAUGGACAAUCUAGACAGCUCUGUGACAGGCAAAGCAUAUUCUUCCUCUCAGAGACCUCGGCCAGGCAGUCCUUUUUCUACUGACAGCAAUACCAGUGCCGCUGUCAAUCAGGGUCAGAGGCCAAGGCCCACCAAAAAACACAAGGGCGGACGUUUGGAGCAGCCCCCUUUGCCUCAUCGCCGGGAGGGAAUCACAGACGAAGAGGCACUCGUACCAUAUAGUAAACCCAACUUCCCAUCCCCUGGUGGCCACAGCUCUUCAGGAACAUCUUCUUCGAAAGGAUCAACUGGACCUAGAAAAGGUGAAGUCUUGUGAGGAGGUCACCACGGCAAUGCCAGUGACCUUCUCGAGAUAGGCUAUGUGGGAGCAAACAGUCAAGGACAGUUUACUGGUCAAUUAUGUAAGUUUACCCCUAGCUCCAGGUAAAACUCUCAAAUAGAGAGUUUCUUUAAAAAAAAAAAAAAAAAAUCUGUUGUAAAGGGAAUAGGAAGUUGUGUGUGAUAAUCAGGCUAAGCUUUAUCCC